Prunus armeniaca (apricot) is the source of this 285-nucleotide messenger RNA. Lineage: Eukaryota; Viridiplantae; Streptophyta; Magnoliopsida; Rosales; Rosaceae. The record is from the annotation of a GenBank genome assembly.
AUGCAACAAUGCUGGAACGGAGGGCGACCACCUGACUUGGAGUCCGAAUCUCUUGACAGUUGGGACCAAAUGGAACGAGAAUUCUUGAACAUAUUCUAUAGCACUCGUCGCACUGUGAGUAUGAUGGAACUCACGAAUACCAAGCAAUGGAAAGAUGAACCUAUCGUUGAUUACAUCAAUCGAUGGCGUUCAUUAAGCUUGGAUUGCAAAGAUAGGCUUUUGGAGAUAUCAACAGUCGAGAUGUGCAUUCAAGGGAUACAUUGGGGGUUACUCUACAUUCUAUAA